UUUACAUAUAUCUUAAGGAACCUAUUUGAAGUUUUUUAACAUGUUUGAAGAUGAAUGUCACUUGUUAGAUAUCAAACUUGCUGGAGAGCUUGCACUAAAAAAUAAUACAAUUGGUAAAGAUGAUUUUGACAAAUACAUUAAUAUGCAUACUCAAUCAAAUCUUAUAAAAAGUGUUAUUGAGGACUGUGAUAAUAAAAUUACACUUUUACAAGACACAAUUUCAUUAAAAGUUUUAUGUGAACCAGACAGAACAGAGGAAAUAAGGAAAGUAUAUGCACCAAGAAUACUUUACUAUGAUUUAAAAAAAACUGAUAAGAUGAAAGAACUAAAUUCAUUAAAUGAAGCAAACAUUCUUGAUAAAAUUUCAGGUCCCUGCAUUCAGCAACUUGAUGAAAUUUUAAAGGCUAAUCAGGUACAAAGACAGGCUUAUCAUGGGAAAUGCUUUGUUGGAAACCAUGUUCACACAAUGCUUAAGCCUCAACCUUUGCUAGAUUUGUGCAACUCUAUUCCAAAACUGAUUUCAAAUCUUGGUUUUAUUGAUACAGACGUUCAUUUACUCUCAGUUAAUGUGAGCCAAAAAUUUAAACAGUUGUUUCAAUAUUAUUCCAAAUGUCAUAACUUGAUGAACAGCUCACAAUCAUUUCAAGAAAAUGAUGUUCAGGAACUUGAAUCAGCAAUCUGUAAUCUUAUGGAAUUUUAUAGAUCAACUUGGCCAAAUGCAUCUGUAACUCCAAAGAUGCAUUUGCUUGAAACACAUGUUCUUCAAUUUAUUCAAAAAUGGGGAUUAGGCAUUGGAGUUUAUGGAGAACAAGGCGGAGAAAGUUUGCAUGCUGAAUUUAACAAUCUUAAUCGUUUGUUUUGUCAUAUGAAAGGUUGUAGCCGCUUGAAAAGCAUGGUGAAAGAACAUUAUGUAAGAAACCAUCCAAAAGCUAAAGCAAUGAAGCCAGAAAUUAAAAAGAAAAUUUUUUUUUGAUUUUUAUGUGUGUAUAUAAUAUAUAUAUAUAUACACAUACAUAUACACA
Hydra vulgaris (swiftwater hydra) is the source of this 1022-nucleotide messenger RNA. RefSeq lists its product as uncharacterized. The record is from RefSeq and is a predicted model, not a curated record. NCBI's taxonomy places the organism in Eukaryota, Metazoa, Cnidaria, Hydrozoa, Anthoathecata, Hydridae.